Malania oleifera is the source of this 2442-nucleotide messenger RNA. RefSeq names its product purple acid phosphatase 23. The transcript is spliced from 8 exons. Gene Ontology annotation, molecular function: metal ion binding; acid phosphatase activity. The coding region runs from base 113 to 1831 and encodes 572 amino acids. NCBI's taxonomy places the organism in Eukaryota, Viridiplantae, Streptophyta, Magnoliopsida, Santalales, Ximeniaceae. The record is from RefSeq and is a predicted model, not a curated record.
GUGCAAUCCAAAGCACAGUGUCCACACUCUAAUCGCCUAUCACAUUGUGCUCAAUUCGCCAUUACCAAAACAGCAACGAGAAAAAAAAAAAAAAAAAGGUGUCAAAAGCUUCAUGAAAGAGUACUGCAAGUUAUGGAUACCCUUUGCCAUUUUCUUGAUUGUAAUACAGACCGUUCUGCCUGAAAAGCACAUACCCACUACCUUGGAAGGCCCAUUCGAGCCUGUAACUCGCCGCUUCGACCCGUCCUUGCGACGGGGCAGUGACGACUUGCCAAUGGACCAUCCCAGGCUCAAGAAGAACGUCACCGCCGUCUUCCCGGAGCAGAUAGCCCUCGCCAUUUCUUCACCGACUUCAAUGUGGGUUUCUUGGAUUACUGGUGAUGCCCAGAUUGGUUUAAACGUAACUCCGCUUGAUCCGGCGACGGUGGCCAGCGAGGUGUGGUGCGGGAAAGAGAGUGGGAAGUAUUCAAUUAAGGGGAGGGGGGUUUCAAUUGUUUACAGUCAGUUGUACCCAUUUGUGGGCCUCUGGAACUAUACUUCCGGCAUUAUUCACCAUGUGCGGCUGGAUGAUCUUGAACCUGGGACAAAAUAUUAUUACAAGUGCGGUGAUAGUUCUUUUCCAGCUAUGAGUGAAGAGCAUGUUUUUGAAACCUUGCCAUUGCCUGGCCCAAAUGCUUAUCCUCGUCGAAUAGCAGUUGUUGGUGAUUUGGGCCUCACAAGAAACUCAACAACAACCAUUGAUCAUCUAAUUAGAAAUGAUCCUUCAAUGAUUUUAAUGGUUGGUGACCUGACUUAUGCAAAUCAAUAUCGCACAACUGGUGGGAAAGGAGCUCCAGACUUCUCCCGUGCAUUCCCAGAUGCACCAAUUCGAGAGACAUACCAACCUCGCUGGGAUGGGUGGGGAAGGUUUAUGGAGCCCUUGACCUCUAGAGUUCCUAUGAUGGUGAUUGAAGGCAACCAUGAGAUAGAGCCUCAAGCUUCUGGGAUCACUUUCAAAUCAUAUCUGACACGAUUUGCUGUCCCCUCAAAAGAAUGUGGGUCCAACAGUAACUUUUAUUACUCUUUUGAUGCCGGAGGAGUACAUUUCAUCAUGUUAGGAGCAUAUGUUGAUUACAACAGUACUGGUGCUCAGUAUGCUUGGCUAAAGGAGGAUCUACAGAAAAUAGACUUGAGCAUGACCCCUUGGCUGGUAGCUGCAUGGCAUCCUCCUUGGUAUAAUAGCUAUUCAUCACACUAUCAGGAAUUUGAAUGCAUGAGGCAGGAAAUGGAAGCACUAUUGUAUCUGCAUGGCGUUGAUAUUGUAUUUUCUGGUCAUGUGCAUGCUUAUGAGCGCAUGAAUAGAGUAUAUAACUAUUCAUUGGAUCCAUGUGGACCUGUUUACAUUUCAGUUGGAGAUGGUGGAAAUAUUGAGCAAGUUGAUGUUGAACAUGCUGAUGACCCUGGAAAGUGUCCUUCAGUUGGGGACAAUUUACCAGAAUUUGGAGGAGUUUGCCAUUUGAAUUUCUCUUCUGGCCCUGCAAAAGGCAAGUUUUGCUGGGACAGGCAACCAGAGUGGAGUGCACUUAGAGAGAGCAGCUUUGGACAUGGAAUACUUGAGGUCGUGAAUUCUACAUAUGCAUUGUGGACUUGGCACAGGAAUCAAGAUAUUUACAUGGAAAACAGCCGUGGAGAUCAAAUAUAUAUAGUGCGACAGCCGCAUUUGUGCUUUACUGCUUUGAAAGAUAAAGAAAUUGAACAAUCACCAAUAAUGGCUGCUGGAGCUGGGUUUUCAGUGCCUUUUUAUAAGGGCUUUAUUUAUUCUUCUAUGUUGUUCUUUCUUUUGCUUCUUUGAAAGUUGAAUUGAGAAAUUUGGACCAAGGCUUUUUGCUGGCUAGCUAUGCCGAAUAUGCUGGCCACUCUUAACAAGCUUUCCUCCUGGAAUAGAACCAUUAACCCUUGUUGUGUUUUUGCAAGAAUUGUCUUCAAAGUAGGGACCGCUUGUUUUUUGGUUGUGAUUUUAUUAAAGCUGUUUUUUACAAAGUUAUGACUCCAAAAAUCCUGAAGACAAGCUGGGAGCUGGAAUUCAUUUGGCUGUCUUCUUUGGGAUCCUAUGAUUCUGCAGUCAUUGAUAAGCAGGCUUGAGCAGGACACUAUUUACCAUUUUGGAAGUCACGACAUGCUACAAUGUUUGAAGAAGGAAGUGCUUGUAAUUUCUGAUUCAAUUACUCAACGUAUUAUGUGUGAUGCUGAAGGUAGAUGUUAUAAUCUACAUAAGCUUGUUCCCUCCUGUAAUAUUUUCCCUUCUCCUAAUAUAUUCAUCAGAAUGAUGAUGCGUCGGUUGUAUUGUAUUAAUGAUUUUUCAGCCAUAACUCUUCACUAUCGCUAUCUGGAUAUGCAAACUUGUAUAGAUCUCUUCGGUUAGAUCUCUUCGGUUAUGAGCAUCCUCCUUUAUUUCUAGCAAAA